Messenger RNA from Symbiodinium pilosum, 1653 nucleotides. Lineage: Eukaryota; Dinophyceae; Suessiales; Symbiodiniaceae. The record is from the annotation of a GenBank genome assembly.
AUGUUUGAUCGUUUAGCUCCAGCUGAAGGGAACGAGCUGGUCAGGCUGUUCAAGUGGCCGUGCGGCGCUGAGCUUGCGUUGCCUCCCCGCCGAUGGUUGUUGAACCCUGUCGCAAGCCCCGUCGGAGAUUCGUAUGGCUUUUUCGAAUUUCAGCAAGACGAGCUGGGCGAGGUCUUUGCCGUAGCCAAGCUUGCCCGGCUGUACGUCCCUUCAGUGGGGUCGGCCAUCUUCGAUUCCAAGAAGGAGUUCGUUAGGUUUUGGAAGGAGCUUGUAUACACUGCACGGGAAAGGAAUGUGCGCCGUCUGCUGAUAGACGUAUCUGGAAAUGCGGGUGGUUUCGUUGAUCUGGCAUACUUACUUGUGAGAGCACUGUAUCCACAUUUGCAGUUUGACCAGCUGUGCAACAUGUAUGACAGACCUGUGGGGUCGCUGUACGAAGCUUGGAAGAUGGUGAACACCACCCCUCUUGCAAGGUUCAUGGAUGAUGCAGCAGCUAUAGAUCAGCGCUUGAGGCAGAUGACGCCGCAUGAGCAGUCCGCAAUGAAGACGGUAUUGCAGAAAAUCACAAAGGCAUGCAUGGAGAUGGAUGUUUUGGACAUGGACGAUGUGCUUCAGAUCCAAUCAGCAAUUGAUUCUCUGGACACAGGCGAUGUGGACGAGGAGAGCUUGCGCGGGACCCUUGAGGUCCUCACCGCAUCCGCCGAAAGCUUCGGGAAUCCCUUCUCCCUGUAUCUUUCGGGGUAUUCUGAAAACGGUACUUCAUUUGAUCCAUUCAAGUCCUUGCGUUCUGCUGCGCGAGGUGGCAAGUCUCGCGUGAUGCUCACAGACUUCUUCCGUAUUGAGGACUGUGUCAUCGCAUAUACUCAGCAGUAUGUAGAUGCUCUUAAGGGUGUGGAGCAUCCGUUCACAAAUGUGCUUUUCGUUUCUGACGGUCUUUGCGGAUCCUCGUGUGACACCUUCUCUCGGACUGCCUAUCUGAUAUCGAAACAGAAUGAGCAUCGGCAGGAAAAAGGCAUGACAAUAAACUACGUCACAUUUGGAGGACUUGGAGGAACCUUCGAGGAUGCCCAGAGCACACUUUCCGCAACAUCUUUUCCUGGUGGGAAUCUGAUGACGGCUGCGAUGGCACAAGUGUACAAUCCAAUAUACUCCGCAGCGGCUUUGGGAUACUUGGCUGCGGAAUGGGCUGGCCUUGGCCCCAUGAAGAGCCAAUUGGCCCACUUUCGCACCUUCGUGCCUCAAUACCCAUACUAUUGGAACAACUUGCCGCAAUACCCGCAAAGCGAGAUGUACCAAAAUGUGCUGGGCGAACAUUCCUUGCCUUCAGAGUUCUAUUUCUUUCCAACAGAUUUUUAUUUGCCAGAUUGGUAUGAUGGUGUGGUGGGCAAGCCUCACGAAUGGAAUGAAUCAGAACUGAGAAGACUUUAUCGGGAUGCAGCCAAAGCGUUUGCAGCCGUCAACUCAGGCCCUGCGUCUCGUGACCUGCUUGCCCAGCUGGCACAGCCUGCUCUGCAACCUGGAAACUUCGGCUGGGCCUUCUUUGCAGCCCUCGCGACGGGGCUCCUUCUGGCCGUCUUGGCAGGACAUGCGUCUCGCAGCGAUUCGCCAGCACUUAACGAACACAUGAUCCUGUCUGACAACUUCGAACAUUGA